Messenger RNA from Drechmeria coniospora, 759 nucleotides. Its product is annotated as mitochondrial protein. Bases 1 to 759 code for a protein of 252 amino acids. Gene Ontology annotation, cellular component: MICOS complex; mitochondrial crista junction. NCBI's taxonomy places the organism in Eukaryota, Fungi, Ascomycota, Sordariomycetes, Hypocreales, Ophiocordycipitaceae. The transcript is spliced from 3 exons. The record is from RefSeq and is a predicted model, not a curated record. Gene Ontology annotation, biological process: cristae formation.
AUGGCCUCAAGUGUGCUUCUGAAACAGCGGUCGCUGGCGUCCUUGGCCACCGUUGCCCUCGCCGGAAUCGCUCUUGCGCCCGCGACCGUUCUGGCCGAGGCUCCCACGGACAGGCGGAGACCAAUCUACGAUGACGUCGAUCUCUCGUCGAGUCCAGCACCCGUAUCCGGGGUUCCUUCCGAUGCCAUGCUGCCACCGCCGCCUCCCACAAGGACCGACGAUGAGAUGCCCAAGCAGCGAGGCCCUACGCCGACGGAACGCUUGGCCGUUCAUAUCGGCAAGGCCCGACUGAUCCUCUACAAAUUUGCCGUCUCGGCCGAGGACAAGGUCAACGAGACGAUGGACUCGGCCUUCCACCUCGAGCAGUCCUUCACCAACACCAUAGCCUCGCUCGCGCCUCCACGGCAGAGCGGCGAGCGGCUCAUGCCAGGCGCCGUCUACGUUCUCGUUGCCGCCAUGGCCGGCAGCAUCAUCACCCGGAAGCGCAACAUCCUACUGCGCGCCACCCUCCCCCUGGCCCUGGGCAUCGGCGCCGGAUGGACCGUCCUUCCCAUCACCAUGAGGAAUAUUUCCGACCUUGCCUGGACGUACGAGCAACGGUUCCCCGUCUUGGCCGAGUCGCACGUCAGAAUCCGCGAGGGCCUGAAGCGAGGUGUCAGUUUUGCCAAGGUCCACAAGGAGGUCGGCGCACGAUAUGUGGACGAAAAGGUAACGGAUGCUCGUGAAAUCGUCGAAAGCUGGGUCAAGCAAGGCAAAUAG